AUGAUACUCGACCAUGCGGCCAAGGAGGAUAUCUUGAAGCCUGGUGCACAGCGCGAGUAUGAUAAGGACAUCGAUGCGCCCGUCUAUCCUCCCAAUUCUGAGGAACCCGAUUGGCAUGGUGGUGAGCAGGUGGCCUGGUGGUUGGAUAGUAGCAGUGACCAUAAGCCUCCUGUCGCAGCCAUCUUCAUUCAUGCUGGAGCUGGUUACCAUAGCGUUACCAACGAGAGGCUUCAUCUGGACGCCUGUAGCGAUGCUGCCCGUGCCGCGAUGAAGCUUCUGAGAAUGGGUGUUCCGGCUGUCGAAGGUGUUGAGGCAGCUAUCAAGGUGCUCGAAGACAAAGAGAUUACUAAUGCAGGCUAUGGAAGCAACCUGGCCAUAGAUGGCACAGUCGAGUGUGACGCGACUCUUGUUGAUCACUUUGGCAGAAGUGGAGCAUGCGGUGCUGCACCGAAUGUAAAGAAUCCUAUCAGUCUAGCCAAGUUAAUUCUCCACGAAAGCCAGAAGCCACUGAGUCUUCGCAGGGUUCCUCCCAACCUCCUUGUUGGUAAGGGUGCCAAGGAAUUUGCGAAAGAGCAUGGAAUGCCUCUGGUACCAAACGAAUGGCUCGUCUCCAAGAAUGCAAGAGACCGGUACAAGAGAUGGAAGCAGGACCUGGAAGGUGCCAAGAAUCAACCUAUCAUGACUGCUGAGACCAGGUUUUCUCCCCCCGAACAACUGGACAAGAGCCGCGAUAAGCGAGAUCAUACCACGGCCAUCACAACAGGCACGUGUAACGAAGGACAACCUGAUUCUCCUGCCGGCCCGGGUACUCCUCUUGAGGAUAUCACAACUGCUGAGUCCGCAAGCCCUGGUCAGUCAGGCCAGUCUCAGCUGCAGAUUCCACCUAACCUGAAAUCAUCACAGAGGGUGACUGCUGAGCGAAGUCCCUUGAGCUUCCUGGGCGCUUUGACGAGUCCUAGAGCAUCCGAUCCUGAGUCCCUUGAUUCGAGUUCACCCGUGUCAAAGAAGCCCCGACGCAAGGCAGGCCUGAGUGGUGAUGCCAAAGAUGAGACGGAUAUGUAUGAUAGAGCCAGCUCGCCCACCUCUUUCACUCUCGAUCCGACCGACCAGGAUUGUCUCUUGAAGCACAUGGAGUAUCGUCAGCAUGAGGAUAGAAUCACGGACACAGUCGGUGCCAUUGCAAUCGAUCAAUGGGGCAAUAUGGCGGCUGGGUCCUCUUCUGGUGGGAUUGGCAUGAAGCAUCGCGGUCGUGUCGGCCCUGCUGCCCUAGUCGGUAUUGGCACUGCGCUUCUGCCAAUCUCAAAGGGCGUCUCCAGUCCAAACAGCACAACUGGUCGAAAGACACCCUCUGAUCAAAGAGCAGUAGCUGUCGUCACAAGCGGCACUGGAGAGCACAUGGCCAUCACCCAGGCUUCACAGAAGUGUGCCGAGCGUCUCUAUCAUUGCACCAAACGUGGACCUGAUGGCAAUGAUGUCAAUGAAGAUGAAGAGAGCGUUGUCAUGGAGAACUUCAUCGUGCAUGACUUUCAAAACCAUCCGGGUGUUCUCCGUUCACCUUCCGCCAGCGCCCUAGGUGCAAUGGCCGUUAAGCAGACUGCAAAGGGUUACUAUUUGUUCUUUGCUCAUAAUACGGACAGCUUCGCUCUGGCUAGCAUGGCGAGUAGGGAUCGACAUCCUCACUGUGUAAUGAGUCGAUUGCCCGAGGGAAGUUCAGGCGUUGCUCAAGGUGCAAAGAAGAUUUCAUCAAGCUAA
Truncatella angustata is the source of this 1752-nucleotide messenger RNA. RefSeq names its product nucleophile aminohydrolase. Gene Ontology annotation, biological process: protein maturation. Gene Ontology annotation, molecular function: threonine-type endopeptidase activity. The coding region runs from base 1 to 1752 and encodes 583 amino acids. The transcript is spliced from 3 exons. NCBI's taxonomy places the organism in Eukaryota, Fungi, Ascomycota, Sordariomycetes, Amphisphaeriales, Sporocadaceae. The record is from RefSeq and is a predicted model, not a curated record.